This is a messenger RNA of Heteronotia binoei (common prickly gecko), 322 nucleotides long. It is a transcript of the gene RPL38, whose product is annotated as ribosomal protein L38. NCBI's taxonomy places the organism in Eukaryota, Metazoa, Chordata, Lepidosauria, Squamata, Gekkonidae. Gene Ontology annotation, cellular component: cytosolic large ribosomal subunit; ribosome. The transcript has 4 exons. The record is from RefSeq and is a predicted model, not a curated record. The coding region runs from base 1 to 279 and encodes 92 amino acids. Gene Ontology annotation, biological process: translation; protein-RNA complex assembly. Gene Ontology annotation, molecular function: structural constituent of ribosome.
AUGAACUGGUGUAACCAGAAUAUACACAAUAUUCCAAAUGUGGUAGCCCUGAUUCUUUACUUGUUACAGCCUCGCAAAAUUGAAGAAAUCAAAGACUUCCUAUUGACAGCCAGGAGAAAAGAUGCAAAAUCUGUCAAGAUUAAGAAAAACAAGGAUAAUGUGAAAUUCAAGGUGCGAUGCAGCCGGUAUCUGUAUACACUCGUCAUCACAGACAAGGAAAAGGCUGAAAAGUUGAAGCAGUCUCUGCCACCAGGUUUGGCUGUGAAGGAGCUGAAGUGAAUCUUGGUUAUGCCUUCAACUUGUAAUAAAGGAAUUAAUUGUU